AUGCACUGUGUCCUUGGAUGUCACGUUGAAGACCUACCCCUGCGUGUUGAUCCCCUUUUGGUCGACUAUCAUGAAUAUCAAAUUAAAGGUGCAUUUAUUUUGGGAAGAGUAAACAAGGUAACCAAAGUGCAAAAGCUUAUUCUUUUCAUCAUUGGAAUUAUCAAGUCUUCAUCAGGGGUCAUCAACAGAAGAAGAAAGAUAAUAAUCUGGCAAAAAGGCACUAAUAACGAUUGGGAAGAACUGUCCAAGUGGCCUCAUGGCUUCUUUCUUGAUUGGUAUUUGGAUCGUCUCCUUAGACUUUUUCAUGGUGAUCCUGCAUUGUAUGGCCCAGUCAUGCAAUCAAGCUAUAGAGAAGCAGAAUGCACAAAUGGAAUCUUCAGUUAUAUGAUUUCAAAGCCGGUGCAGAUGCUUUCGUCAGCUUUGAAGAAGGGAACUCAGAUAAAUUAUACUCCUCAACCCGUAAAGCCACAGAAAUUGGAAUUAGCUGCCAAUUUGAACGGUGAGAACCCAGCCAACUUGAUAGAUGAGGGCCAGCUUUCUUAG
This is a messenger RNA of Ilex paraguariensis (yerba mate), 543 nucleotides long. Lineage: Eukaryota; Viridiplantae; Streptophyta; Magnoliopsida; Aquifoliales; Aquifoliaceae. The record is from the annotation of a GenBank genome assembly.